CCAUGUUGGCCAUGAUGGUCUCGAUAUCUUAACCUCGUGAUCCGCCACCUCGACCUCUCAAAGGGCUGGGAUUACAGGCGUGAGCCACCGCGCCUGGCCGUAGGUACCAACUCUGGACAAAAUUUAGAUCUGUUAAAUAACACCAGCGAAAAACGCGCUAACCAGAAACGUCACUAAAGAAACCCUCAAUAGCAGAAGUUACAAGUAAUAAUUUUAUACAACAACAACAAAAAAAGAGAGAAACGAAACCCUGGGAGGCGAAUCAUACUGCAAAUCAUAACCCCGCGUAGCAGGGCAGAAAUACAGGCCAACUAGAUAGAGAGGAGGGGGAUGCCUCCAGCCCGGAAAUAAGUGGGUGAUGGAAAUGGUUCUUCUGGCCCUAUUCGUUUACCUUUCUUGUCAGCAGAAAAGUGCUGAGUCUACAAAGUAAAAAACUGAUCACGAUGAAAAUUUCUGCAAAGUAAUUAAAAUGGGAGAAAAAUGGAAAUGACUUAAAUACUCGGUAUAAAAAAUCGACCAAGGAAUAAAAUGGGUUCACGGAUUUGCGUCAGAAAUGUUGCUUCCCUUAUAAUUGGUCAACGUCGGUGAAACUAUGAUUAAAAUGUCAGUAUUCAAACAAGGCCUCCAACACUCCCGUGGCCCAAGGGGGUCUUCGGCUCCCACCCCGGGGCGUGGGCCUGGGGGUCCCUCUUCACUGCGCAGCCACUUCUAGCCCGCCGCUUUCGGGACUCGCAACCUUCUUUUCCCUUCCCUGAGGGCCGGCCAGCACCACAACGGGGCCAAAGGCAGUAACUUGGUUGAAAGGCGCGCCCUGGGACAGGUCUGCGGGCUCCGCUUUGCGCUGCACGCAGCCCGCUGUAGCGGGUGCCAGAGCAGGGUACGCCGGGAGUUAGCAGCCCAGCCAGGCCGCUAGGCUCGGCCGAGGGGCGGGGCCGGCGCAGGGCGCGCAGGCGCACACCGCCUCCCAGGCAGCAUGGCGGACGCAGCUCCUCAACUCGGCAAGAGAAAGCGUGAAUUGGACGUGGAGGAGGCCCACGCCGCCAGCACAGUAGAAAAGGAAGCAGGAGUUGGAAAUGGUACCUGUGCUCCUGUCCGCUUACCAUUCUCCGGCUUCAGAGUGCAGAAAGUGCUGAGGGAGUCUGCGCGGGACAAAAUCAUUUUCCUACACGGGAAGGUGAAUGAGUCCUCUGGGGAUGGGAAUGGAGAGGAUGCCGUUGUGAUCCUGGAGAAGACACCAUUUCAGGUGGAACAGGUGGCUCAGCUCCUGACAGGCAGCCCUGAGCUCCAGUUGCAGUUCUCCAACGAUAUCUACAGCACCUAUCACUUGUUCCCUCCAAGACAACUGAGUGAUGUAAAGACGACCGUGGUUUACCCUGCCACAGAGAAACACCUGCAGAAGUACCUACGCCAGGACCUCCGCCUGAUCCGAGAGACGGGAGAUGACUACAGGAACAUUACUUUACCCCACCUGGAGUCCCAGAGCCUCAGCAUCCAGUGGGUGUAUAACAUUCUCGACAAGAAGGCUGAAGCGGACCGGAUUGUUUUUGAGAACCCAGAUCCCUCUGAUGGUUUUGUCCUCAUCCCUGACCUCAAGUGGAACCAACAGCAGCUCGAUGACCUGUACUUGAUCGCCAUCUGCCAUCGCCGGGGCAUCAGAUCCCUACGCGACCUUACUCCGGAGCACCUGCCGCUGCUCAGGAACAUCCUCCACCAGGGGCAGGAGGCCAUCCUGCAGCGCUACCAGAUGAAGGGAGACCGUCUGCGAGUAUACCUGCACUACCUGCCCUCCUACUACCACCUGCACGUGCACUUCACCGCCCUGGGCUUCGAGGCCCCUGGCUCAGGCGUGGAGCGGGCCCACCUGCUGGCUGAGGUGAUCGAGAACCUGGAGUGUGACCCCAGGCACUACCAGCGGCGCACGCUCACCUUCGCCCUCAGGGCCGACGACCCCCUGCUCAAGCUCUUGCAGGAGGCUCAGCAAAGCUGAAUUAACUCAGGCAGAAGAGCACAGAUGUGUGGGAUUGGGGGAGAAGUGGGGACAAGAUGUUUUAUCUCCAAGUGAAUUUUCUAAAAAUGUAUUUUGUACCGGCUUAUUCCUAGUAGUGAAGAAACCAGUGGGCUCGCUCGGUGUGGACGGCGCGGCCUGGGAGGCAGACAGAUGGUGGCGGAGAGGGGGUGGGUAGAACCUGUGGGAAGGCCUUGAGAAUGGUGGAAAGUCUCCAGGUGGUGGUUUCAGCUGACGGGUGGCAACUGCCCUGGAAGGGUGCCAAAGGCCUUCUCCAAGCCCCAGGGCUCACCGUCCGUGGCGGCCGCCUUGUCCCCACUCUGUGCCUCUCCUGUUUGCACUCCUUAUUCUGCUCCUCCCCCUCCCCCCUCCUCCUUCCUCUGCCACCCACCUCUCCUUUGAGGAGUUCCCCAAAAAACCAAACUUGGAACCUUUCAGGAAAUUAUCUAUAGAGGUUUCUGAUGGCACUUCCUCCUUCCAGCAGUGAGGUCCCACCCCCCUGAGUCAGUCAGCCCUGUUGAUAAACUUCUUGUUGACGAGGAUAGGGGCUUGGUGCCUGGAAAUGGGCGGGUGUUAAUAUGAAUCAGAUUAUGCAAGCCCGAAAAGCCUGCCUUGCUCUGUUAUUUGGUCAGUGAGUCCCCGGCCUUGAGUUUUUAUCUCGGCAGGAAGACAAAACAGACUCACAUGAAGCAGCCAGAAGAUCAAGUGCCAAACAGUGAAUCAGCAAAGGGCAAAUGAUAUGGUUGCAGUUGAAUACAAAAGCCCAGAGGCGGCUCGGGUUCAAUGCCUAUCAGAGGCAGAUGUUCAGAGGAUCUUGAGACCAGGAAGGGACCUCAAAGUGUCAGAGGCUGAAGACCAGUUAGGGAGCCAUCAGGACUUACCUAGGAAGGGUGACACCUGCCACCGCUGAAGCAGAGCAGGGACAUGGCUUGUAUGGGCGGUCACACUAGUAAACACAAGGCUUUCUCUCCAGCACACAGGACCAAGGCAUCAUGCUGCCAGAGGGGCUGGCAUUUGCCACUUUGUCAGAGUAGGGCUGUGGAUUUUGUGCCUUGCUUGGGAAGCUCUCGGGGAUGGCAGGAUGGUAGGCUCUUAAGUGACAGCAGUGGGGAGGCUUGAGGCACAGUGGGUGCUCCUUACUCUCCACCCCUGCCUGAGAACCAGGAAGCCUCAUUCAGAGACUAGCCCCUGCACUGACAGGUGGUAGCGCAGGUGCAGCCAACCUGCUUCAGGGUCUCAGGGCCUGCUGUGGACCCCUGUGGCCCUGGGAGAGACUCCUUAGAAACAGCAGAAUCACCAACAUGGUGAAACCCCAUCUCUACUAAAAAUAGAAAAAAUUAGCCAGGUGUGGUGGUGGGCUUCUGUAGUCCCAGCUACUUGGGAGGCUGAAGCAGGAGAAUCGCUUGAACCCUAGAGGUGGAGGUUGCAGUGAGCCACUGCACUUCAGCCUGGGUGACAGAGCAAGACUCUGUCUCAAAGAAAAAAUAAAAAAAUAAAAAAUAAACAGCCGGGAAGUGGAGGAUGUGGUCAGAAAGCCUCAGGGACCUGCUUCAGCCUUCAGGGAGUUCGGAUGAGGCACAACGAAGCCACUGGCCUCUGCUCGGCCAUUCUUCCCUGCAGCUGUUUUUUUUUUUUUUGAGACAAUCUCG
This is a messenger RNA of Piliocolobus tephrosceles (Ugandan red Colobus), 3654 nucleotides long. RefSeq names its product decapping enzyme, scavenger (gene DCPS). Gene Ontology annotation, molecular function: hydrolase activity; RNA 7-methylguanosine cap binding. The record is from RefSeq and is a predicted model, not a curated record. Gene Ontology annotation, cellular component: nucleus; P-body. NCBI's taxonomy places the organism in Eukaryota, Metazoa, Chordata, Mammalia, Primates, Cercopithecidae. Gene Ontology annotation, biological process: deadenylation-dependent decapping of nuclear-transcribed mRNA.